Molecule: messenger RNA, 723 nt
Organism: Armigeres subalbatus
Lineage: Eukaryota; Metazoa; Arthropoda; Insecta; Diptera; Culicidae
Product: E3 ubiquitin-protein ligase Kcmf1-like
Exons: 2
Coding region: 16-630 (204 amino acids)
Molecular function (GO): zinc ion binding
Source: RefSeq, a predicted model, not a curated record
UCACUGGUUCCGACCAUGAGCAUUGAUCAUCCAGGAGUUCAUUGUGAUGUCUGUGAAUGUAGCAACCUUAUUGGCAUGCGCUUUGUUUGUUUAGUGUGUUAUGAUUACGACUUAUGCGGAACUUGUCACGAUGGCCGGAAGUUCAAUAAGGAGCAUGCACCAUAUCAUCCCAUGCAGGCACUGUUUCCAAAGAGCGAUGUUUCCGAAAGUGUAGACGGGAUCAACAGAAACGAGAUUCGCAUUCUCUGCUGUCCCUACUGUGGCGAUAAGGAUUUUUCAAGCGUCGAUCUUAUUGCGCACUGUGAACGGUACCAUAGUGAGGGAGGAUUUAUAGUGCGAUGCCCGAUAUGUCUCGUAUCGGGUAAAAAUUUCUUACGCCUGAUCGAUGAAACCAUGGCAGAGCAUGCAGCUUUUAUGCACCGUAAAUGUUAUACUCGAGCGGACACAGAGGCACAAUCCUUCCGUGAUAUCAAAUGUGCCAUAUGCGUUGAAAACAUUGCAGCUACAGAUGACACAACUCAUUUGACUUGUUUUCAUGAGUUUCAUACGGAAUGCGUGACUAGGUGGAUUCGAAGUAAUCCCAUAUGCCCACUGUGCAGAUCCCCAGUAAAUGAAUUGGACUUAACGUAAAACGGGGCGAAAAGAAACACUUUGCCCAAUAGUUAUCAUAAUAAAACAAUACAGCUUGUCUAAAAUGUGGGUUCCUUUUUUUCGUUAUAGACA